ACUCUGAUGGGUAAAGCACGCUCAAUGAGAUUAGCCUGUCAAGCUCCACCAAAUUUAUGGGAUGAAUUCAUUAUGACAGCCAACUAUCUCACUAUUCAAACAACCACCCAUUCCUUAAUGCAUACAACCCUAUAUGAGUUAUGGUUUGUCCACAAGCCUGAUAUCUCUCAUCUGCAAGUGAAUGGCUCUUGGGCCUUUGUCUUAAUACAAAAUUAA
Serpula lacrymans var. lacrymans S7.9 is the source of this 216-nucleotide messenger RNA. RefSeq lists its product as uncharacterized. The record is from RefSeq and is a predicted model, not a curated record. Lineage: Eukaryota; Fungi; Basidiomycota; Agaricomycetes; Boletales; Serpulaceae. The annotation marks the transcript as partial. The transcript has a single exon.